Molecule: messenger RNA, 1291 nt
Organism: Cervus elaphus (red deer)
Lineage: Eukaryota; Metazoa; Chordata; Mammalia; Artiodactyla; Cervidae
Gene: POLR1C
Product: RNA polymerase I and III subunit C
Exons: 9
Coding region: 64-1104 (346 amino acids)
Biological process (GO): DNA-templated transcription
Cellular component (GO): RNA polymerase I complex; RNA polymerase III complex
Molecular function (GO): protein dimerization activity; DNA binding
Source: RefSeq, a predicted model, not a curated record
CGGAGGCGGACGAUUAGUGCGCACGCAUCGGUUAGGUACUCUGAUCACGUGGAGGAAUUGAAGAUGGCGGCGGCCCAGGCCGUGGAGGAAAUGAGAACCCGCGUGGUUCUAGGGGAGUUCGGGGUUCGCAAUGUUCAUACCACUGACUUUCCCGGUAACUAUUCCGGCUACGAUGAUGCCUGGGACCAGGACCGCUUUGAGAAGAAUUUCCGCGUGGAUGUGGUACACAUGGAUGAAAACUCAUUGGAGUUUGACAUGGUGGGAAUCGACGCAGCCAUUGCCAAUGCGUUUCGGCGCAUUCUGUUAGCUGAGGUGCCGACCAUGGCUGUGGAGAAGGUCCUGGUGUACAACAACACGUCCAUUGUCCAGGAUGAGAUCCUUGCCCACCGCCUGGGUCUCAUCCCCAUUCAUGCCGACCCCCGUCUUUUUGAAUAUCGGAACCAAGGAGACGAAGAAGGCACAGAGAUAGAUACCCUGCAGUUUCGGCUGCAGGUCAGGUGCACUCGGAACCCCCACGCUGCUAAAGACUCCUCUGACCCCAAUGAGCUCUAUGUCAACCACAAAGUGUACACCAGGCACAUGACUUGGGUGCCCCUGGGCAACCAGGCUGACCUCUUCCCGGAGGGCACCAUCCGCCCGGUACACGACGACAUCCUCAUUGCUCAGCUGCGGCCUGGCCAGGAGAUUGACCUGCUCAUGCACUGUGUCAAGGGCAUUGGCAAAGAUCAUGCCAAGUUUUCACCUGUGGCAACAGCCAGUUACAGGCUCCUGCCAGACAUCACCCUGCUGGAGCCCGUGGAAGGGGAGGCAGCAGUAGAGCUGAGCCGCUGCUUCUCACCUGGUGUUAUUGAGGUGCAGGAAAUCCAAGGUAAAAAGGUGGCCAGAGUUGCCAAUCCCCGGCUAGAUACCUUCAGCAGGGAGGUCUUCCGGAAUGAGAAGCUAAAGAAGGUUGUACGGCUCGCGCGUGUUCGAGACCAUUAUAUCUUUUCUGUUGAGUCCACAGGGGUGUUGCCACCAGACGUGCUGGUGAGUGAAGCCAUCAAGGUGCUGAUGGGGAAGUGCCGGCGGUUCCUGGACGAGCUGGACGCGGUUCAGAUGGACUGAGGCUGCACUGGGGACUUCCGGUGCCCUGCCCCCAACAGGACUGCUACAGAGCCCAGAGAGACUAGGGGGCCUGGGCUUUCUGGGGACAAUUCCAGCUUUAUUUUUAGUCAAUACAUUUUGUUAAAUGUGCCACAAAAUGACUUUUAUGCCUUUGUAAGGCCUUGGUGUAAAUAAACUCACAUCCAGA